Messenger RNA from Nyctereutes procyonoides (raccoon dog), 2619 nucleotides. RefSeq names its product calpain 10 (gene CAPN10). Gene Ontology annotation, molecular function: calcium-dependent cysteine-type endopeptidase activity. NCBI's taxonomy places the organism in Eukaryota, Metazoa, Chordata, Mammalia, Carnivora, Canidae. The coding region runs from base 124 to 2205 and encodes 693 amino acids. Gene Ontology annotation, cellular component: cytoplasm. The transcript is spliced from 11 exons. Gene Ontology annotation, biological process: proteolysis. The record is from RefSeq and is a predicted model, not a curated record.
UGGGAGCUCGCGUUUCCGCCGCUCUCGCGCGAGCGCGCCGCUGCGUCCCGUGGCCCGGCGGUUACCGCGGCGACCGGGCGGGCGCGCUCCUCCCGGGGCCGCCCCUGGGAGCCGGGGCGCGGGAUGCGGGCGCCGGCCAGGGAGCUGUUCCGGGACGCCGACUUCCCCGCCUCGGACUCCUCGCUCUUGUCCAGCUUCUCCACGCCGCUGGCCCAGUUCCGCGAGGACAUCACGUGGAGGCGGCCUCAGGAGAUUUGUGCCACGCCGCGGCUGUUUGCAGAUAACCCGCAGGAGGGACAGGUGAAGCAAGGGCUGCUGGGAGACUGCUGGCUCCUGUGUGCCUGCGCCGCCCUGCAGAAGAGCCAGUACCUCCUGGACCAGGUCUUUCCUCCAGGACAGCCGAGCUGGUGUGACCAAACGUACCGUGGCUCCUUUACCUGUCGAGUUUGGCAAUUUGGACGCUGGGUGGAGGUGACCAUAGAUGACCGUCUGCCUUGUCUUGCAGGGAGACUCUGCUUCUCCCGGUGCCAGAGAGAGGAUGUGUUCUGGCUUCCCUUACUGGAGAAGGUCUACGCCAAGGUCUAUGGGUCCUAUGAGCACCUGUGGGCAGGGCAGGUGGCAGAUGCCCUGGUGGACCUCACCGGUGGCCUGGCGGAAAGGUGGAACCUGAAGGACUUGGUGAGAACCAGUGGCCAACAGGCUGGGCCUGGCUCGGAGCACAGGACUUGCCGGCAGCUGCUCAGCCUCAAGGACCGCUGUCUGAUAAGCUGCUCGGUGCUCAGCCCCAGAGCAGGGGCCAGGGAGCUGGGGGAGUUCCACGCCUUCGUGGUCUCGGAUGUGCGGGAGCUGCCCGGGCGGGCCGGCCAGAGCAUCCUGCUGCUGCGGAUCCAGAACCCCUGGGGCCGGCGCUGCUGGCAGGGGCCCUGGAGAGAGGGGGGCGAAGGCUGGAGCCAGGUGGACCCCGCCGACGGGUCUGAGUUGCUGUCGCAGCUGCAGGAAGGAGAGUUCUGGGUGGAGGAGGAGGAGUUCCUCCGGGAGUUCGACGAGGUCACCGUUGGCUUCCCCAUCACAGAGGCCGGCCACCUGCAGAGUCUCUACUCAGACAGGGCGCUGUGCCACACUCAGGAGCUGCCCGGGGCCUGGGUCAGGGGGCAGUCGGCAGGAGGCUGUCGGAACAACAGCGGCUUUCCCAGCAACCCCAAAUUCUGGCUGCGGGUGUCGGAACCCAGUGAGGUGUUUGCUGCUGUCCUGCAGAGGCCCCGGGUGCGCGCAGCGGCCGGUGCAGGCCGGGCCCGGGCUCUGGCGGGGGACGAGCGUGCCGCGUGGAGCCCGGCCAGCCUCCUGGGCGAGGACUACCAGGCCGUGGGCCUGCAUAUCUGGAAGGUGGAGAAGCGGCGGGUCAGCCUGCCCCGGGUCCUGUCCACGCCCCCCGUGGCCGGCACCGUGUGCCACGCCUACGACCGGGAGGUGCACGUCCGCUGUGAACUCGGCCCCGGCUACUACCUGGCCGUGCCCAGCACCUUCCUGAAGGACGUGCCGGGGCAGUUUCUGCUGCGGGUCUUCUCCAGUGGGAGAGUCUCCCUCAGCGCCAUCAAGCCGGUGGCCAAGAGCCCGGGCCCUGGGGAGGCCCUGCCCGCAGGCGAGUGGGAGACUGUGCAGCUGCGCGGCUCCUGGAGGAUCGGCCGGACAGCAGGCGGCAGCAGGAACUUCGCCUCCUACCCCACCAACCCCUGCUUCCCCCUCGCUGUCCCUGACGGCGCAGGCCCCCGCUGCGUCCGGAUCACCCUGCGCCAGCACUGCCAGGACAGCCAGUGCCGCCCCAUCGGCUUCCACGUCUUCCAGGUUCCGGUGGACGGGGGUGGCCCGGGCGCGCCCUGCCUGCUGCUCCAGGAGCCUCUGCUGAGCUGCGUGCCACACUGCUACGCCCAGGAAGUGAGCCGGCUGUGCCACCUGUCGGCGGGGACCUACAGGAUUGUGCCCUCCACCUACCUGCCAGACACAGAGGGGGCCUUCACGGUGACCAUCGCCACCAGGAUAGACAGGCGCUCCAUCCACAGCCGGGAGAGGCUGGGGCAGCUGCUCCAGGAGGUGAGUGCGGGAUUGAGUCGGGGCAGGCCCAGGGCUCCCCCGGGGCUGCCUCCCCCGCUCCUCCCAGGGCCACGUCUGCCACGGGCCGGGCCGUGCCCGGGGACACAGGCACCCUGAGGGCCGGGGGACUGGCAGGCCCGGCGUUGCCACCCCAGGACAGCCGCUGCCCAGCCUCGCCCUCCUUCCUCCUGCAGUCUUCCUUCCUGGCGGUUAUGAAAACCUAACUGGAUGGGCCUCCGCGUCAGCCCCGGCGACUGGGGCUUCCAGGGGCACCCUUGCGAUGUGCCACCGGCCCCGGCGUGGCGACGGCUGCAGGGUCCAGGCCGAGAGCCCCGUCCUGCCAGGAGGUGGCCGUGGGGACCAGGUGCCGCGGGAGGGUGUGUUCUCCGCGGCUGGGACCCUCCGGGGCGCCUGCCCCCCGCUCCGAGAGCGACCUACGGCAGAGGAGCGCGUAGCAGGACAAACCUCAUUUAGAUAUUUAUGUGCAACGUUUUUAGGAAGUAACUUUAUAAAUAAACUUGAAUACUGAGA